This is a messenger RNA of Brugia pahangi, 1113 nucleotides long. The record is from the annotation of a GenBank genome assembly. NCBI's taxonomy places the organism in Eukaryota, Metazoa, Nematoda, Chromadorea, Rhabditida, Onchocercidae.
AUGAUAGCAAUGAAAAGUUACUUCAUCCUUCUUCAUCUCAUCAUUUUAUCAUCGUUUUUUAUAAUCAUUCAGCCUUUUUUGGUGAUAAAUGAUACAAAAUAUAUCAAAUUGAUGGAAAAAAAAUUAGGCAGUAAGCGUCUAAUAAAACAAUAUGCUAGCUACAGACUUUAUAAGCGAAAAUAUAAUAAGCGUGAUGAAGAAAUAAAUUUGGAACAUCGUCGAUUUAUGACAUAUCUUAAAAAUGUGAAAGAAAUUGAAAAACAUAAUGAACGUUAUGAACGUAAUGAAGAAACGUACGAAUUAGCUAUCAAUCAUUUGGCUGAUAUGCUUCCUGAAGAAUUUCGUAAACUUCACGGCUUUCAAUCAAGAAAGAUAAAACGAAAUAACUUCAAAAAUACUAUUCGCAUGAAAAUUAAUGGACCACUACCAAAAAGUAUUGAUUGGCGUACUUCAGGUGCUGUAACCAAAGUAAAAGAUCAGGGUUACUGUGGAAGCUGUUGGACAUUUAGCGCAGUGGGCGCAUUAGAAGGACAACACUUUUUACAAACAGGUAAACUGGUUGAACUUUCAAUGCAAAAUCUUCUCGACUGUAGCGAUGACACUUACGGUAAUUAUGGAUGCGAUGGUGGUCUAAUGAUGGAAGCUUUUGAAUAUGUAGUAAAAAAUGAUGGGAUUGAUACGGAGAAAUCAUAUCCUUAUCAGGGUUAUCAAAAUACCUGUCGUUACUCAAAUUCAACCCGCGGUACAACAGCUUAUGCCGGUAAAUUAUUACCGGAAGGUGAUGAAUUACAAUUGCAAGCAGCGAUUGCAACUAUUGGACCAAUAUCUGUCGCCGUUGAUGCAAAACUUAUGAAAUUUUACAGAAGAGGUAUUUUUUCAACCUCGAAAUGCACAACAAGAAUGGACCAUGCUUUACUUGCUGUUGGCUAUGGAACGGAAGAAGUGAAACUUCAAAAUGGAACCAAAAAAUCAGUUGACUAUUGGCUUCUUAAGAAUAGUUGGAGUAAACGUUGGGGAAUCGGUGGAUAUCUUAAAUUAGCUCGAAACCAGGAAAAUAUGUGCGGAAUAGGAUAUUAUGCCUGUUACCCAUUAGUACCAUCUGAUAUUAAUUAA